CGCGUCCACAAUCGCCGCUGUACUCUCUGAAUGCAUUGCUGAACCUGGCAAUAUACGAGCAUGACACCACGCUCUACAGACGCAUCUGAUCUGACCAGUAACGAAGCUUCGCGUCUCUAUUCGACCGGCGGCGGGCGGGACGCACUCGUGCGCCAUCAUGUCCUCCUCGCUAGCUUCCACACGUAAUCUGAAGCCGUCACCGACUCUCCCCACCUUACCUCCAAUAUCACAGGAAGCUCCAGCAAGCGAACAACCUGUCUCGCAGCCUGCAGCUCCUGUUCCUCAGGAAACCCGCGAAGCCCUUAUGAGUGCGCAUCGAACACAGUCCCCAACGUCUGGGCAUCGCAAGCGUAAAUCUGUCAGUGCAGGCCAGCAGGUCAACAACAUGGCAGACACAAGCGGUGGCGCAGAGGCACAGAACAGUGUUGCGUCUGCCCAAGCAGAACACGUUGACCCUUCGGUGCAAGAGCCGAAGGCUAAGAAGAGCCGAACAAACACGCCUUGGACACCAGCAGAAGAAUUGAGGCUAAAGCAAAUGAGAGACACAGGCAACAGCUGGAGCGAAAUUGCGAAGACUUUCCCACAACGAACCGAAGGUAGCGUGAAGAAGCAUUGGUACAAAGAUAUGCACUAUGCAGAAUUUGCGGAAGACGAGAGUGCAGCACUACUCGCCGCGAUCAAAGAAUAUGAUGCCAACAAAUGGAAAGCUAUCGGACAGAAAGUCGGCAAACCUGCAAAGGCUUGCGAACAGUAUGCGAAGGAACACUUUGGUGGAAAGUAUUGACAAUGUUGAGCACUGUUUGCAUCUUCCCGGUUACAGUGCAACGGUUCCACUUUAUGAUACCAGCUUUCCUGCCUCGGUCGAGCAGUGCAUCCUAGUUUGAUUUUUGGCAACGGCUGUCGGCAGCCUCAAACAAAAUCAUUUCCUUGCACUCGGCGCCUUUAUCCCUACAACUAUUUCGACUGUUUUGGGCGUGUAUGUCUUGGAGUAUGGACCCGUCUUGCUGUAUGGUUGAGUAUUGGCGAUGGUAGAUUGGACCACCUCCACCAACAUAACGACUACAUAAAGUCGACAGUGCGUGGAGGUAAUGCAACGAUUAUACAGAGACCCAUCUGUCUCAGUUUCACGACGAAAGCCUUUAUUUUGCGUACUCACAGUAGUUCGCUACGAUGUUUUAAGGCCUCGUCAUUACUAACGUGGUUGUUUCUCCGUGCGGCCGCUAACCGAUCACA
Molecule: messenger RNA, 1233 nt
Organism: Boeremia exigua
Lineage: Eukaryota; Fungi; Ascomycota; Dothideomycetes; Pleosporales; Didymellaceae
Exons: 6
Coding region: 158-784 (208 amino acids)
Biological process (GO): mitotic cell cycle; positive regulation of transcription by RNA polymerase II
Cellular component (GO): nucleus
Molecular function (GO): RNA polymerase II cis-regulatory region sequence-specific DNA binding; DNA-binding transcription factor activity, RNA polymerase II-specific
Source: RefSeq, a predicted model, not a curated record